AUAGUUACGUGCAAGCGAUCAAACUAAUAAGAUUGAAGACUCGAUCAAUUGGAGAACUCAAACUCAAAUCUACUCGUUGAUUCAUUCAACGUACAUAUAAUUGUUCCGUUCGCAUAAUUCAAAUUUAAAGGUGUUGAUAUGGAACGUGUCAGUCAACAGCAACAGUGCGUCAAGAGAAGAGAGGAUCCGAUGGCGGUGAUAGACAACGACGACGAGGAGCGACAACAGCCGAUGCCGUGGCCAACAAAGAGGCCAUGCAGCCGGGCGACGAUGCAAGUGCAAGUGCAGCAACCACUGCAGCAGCGGAAAGACGACUGCAACUCGACCAUGGACGCCAUAAGGGGCUACUGCCAGAAACGGAACAUGCCGUUAGACAUGUAUCGACCGGUGGCUAAACAAGACGCUGAUCGGUGCGGCGGCAAGUUCCGACUGUCUGAUCUGAUCAGCGAGCUGCACAGAGUGUUCGCCGAGGACCGAGUAAACGUCGAGUACGUGCAGUACCUGAUGGAAUCGUAUCGGAGUGACCCGGCCGAAUGGCUCAAGUACGCCAAGUUCAACAAGUUCCGGUAUACCAGAAACCUGGUGGACGCGGGUAACGGCAAGUUUAACCUGAUGGUGUUGUGCUGGGGCGAGGGCGACGCUUCGUCUAUACACAACCACCCGGAAUCGGACUGCAUAAUGAAAAUGCUCGCCGGGCAGCUGACCGAAGUGAGAUUCGCGUGGCCCGAAAAGUCCACUGUUAACGACGACGAAAACGAAGAUGACCAACAGCUCCAGCCCAUGUACGAACUCGGACGGACACUCCUGGAAACGGACAGCGUAUGCCACAUAAACGAUUCAAUGGGUCUACACCGCGUGGAAAACGCCAGUCACACCGACAAGGCUGUAAGUUUACAUUUGUACUGUCCACCGUUUGAAGAGUGUUCCACAUUCAACCAGCAAACGGGACACAAGACUACUGCCAAAUCGACGUUUUGGUCCAUUUACGGCGAAAAGGUUUCAAAGAAACAUGCUCAAGAACAGGUACCCGCAGAUGAUAAUUAAGUUGGAAUAUAGUAAAAACAAUCAAACAUAACAUGGACAAUAUCUUAUAUUUUGAUUUAGAUGAGAAUUACUAAUUAAAUCUACCACCUACAUAUCAUUAGUAUUUCUACGACUAAUUUUGUUAUCGUGUGCAAAAUUUUGUAUGAAAUAGUGUGUCAUGUUAGAUAUAAUGUAUAAU
Molecule: messenger RNA, 1222 nt
Organism: Melanaphis sacchari
Lineage: Eukaryota; Metazoa; Arthropoda; Insecta; Hemiptera; Aphididae
Product: cysteine dioxygenase type 1
Exons: 4
Coding region: 139-1044 (301 amino acids)
Biological process (GO): L-cysteine catabolic process
Molecular function (GO): ferrous iron binding; cysteine dioxygenase activity
Source: RefSeq, a predicted model, not a curated record